This is a messenger RNA of Gryllus bimaculatus (two-spotted cricket), 376 nucleotides long. The record is from the annotation of a GenBank genome assembly. NCBI's taxonomy places the organism in Eukaryota, Metazoa, Arthropoda, Insecta, Orthoptera, Gryllidae.
UGCGUCCGCUGGCCGCGGAAAAACGCUUCAGACGGCCGGGCCGAGUGCGGUGGGACGUUUGUAAGCGUGAGUGCUUCGGACGGGACGAGCUUUAUUCCGACGCGGACCUGGAAGCCUCCUAGACACGAUGUCGGUGACUUUGGAAGAUUACAGUAGCCCCUGGGCCGAGAAGAUAAACGCUAACUGCAAGAACAAAGAUUUCUACUUGGCAACUUUGAAAGCAUAUCCAUCGGGAUGCGUUGUUACUGAGGGAUACCGCCCUCUCGCGGAAGGGAUUGCCAACUUUGAUGUACGAGAGGACGAUAUAUGGGUUGUCACCUACCCGAAGUGUGAUAUUCAUCUUAUCAUCAACGAGAAGAAGACAAGUCCUUCAUAA